This is a messenger RNA of Coniosporium apollinis CBS 100218, 1209 nucleotides long. RefSeq lists its product as uncharacterized. The transcript has 4 exons. Gene Ontology annotation, molecular function: O-methyltransferase activity. The coding region runs from base 1 to 1209 and encodes 402 amino acids. The record is from RefSeq and is a predicted model, not a curated record. NCBI's taxonomy places the organism in Eukaryota, Fungi, Ascomycota, Dothideomycetes.
AUGGCUGCUGCUAUACCUCGAGAGUCUAACAUAGACACCAUAUUCCAGCGCCUAGUCGACUCCUACAACGCUUUCUCCCAAGCGCCGAAUGGAAGUCCCAAAGCGAAGGCUCAAUUGCAGAGCGCAGCUAAGGAACUCAUCGCAGCCACACAAGCGCCAUAUGAAGCAGCUCUGGCAUUUGCGAUGCAGAACGCCGUCUUUCCAUGCUUCAUUGCCGCAGGAGACUGCGGUAUUCUUUCUCAAUGGCCAAAAGAGACCAUGACUGCAAAGGAAUUGGCGGAGAAGACCGGAGCGGAGCGACGACUAAUCGCUCGCCUCAUGCGUGUUCUUGUGGGUGCCGGCGUCUUCAACGAGCUGGGCGAAGAGCUUUAUUCUCAUAACCAGCUCUCUACCACGCUCUCAAAGCCUAGCCUACUGAGUGUGGCCAAAUUCGUAUCACCUGCAGUGGCAAGACUUCCCGAGUACCUUGCUGCAACAUCCUACCGCAACCCUGGUUAUAGUACUGAAAUCUCAACGCCAUUCCAAUUUGGCAACAACACACCCCUCGGGUUCUAUCAAGCACUGGCAGCAAACGACAAUGUACGGAAAGGCUUUGAUGAUCAGAUGAAAGCUCAUGUCGCAAUGGAGCGAGCCAAGUUCAAGACUGGGUUUGCAUCCAUGUUCGAUUUCGAGGGAGAGGUUGGUCCCUUGAUUGAGUCGGAGCAGGACGUUGCGCUCGUUGACGUAGGCGGAAGCCAGGGGCAUGUGCUGGAGGAUGUCAGGAAGCACUUGCCAGGAUUCAAGGGGCGCUUGAUCUUGGAAGAGCUUCCAGGAACGCUUCAGUCCAUCACAGUGCCCGAAGGCAUCGAAGCCGUGCCGUACAACUUUCUUGAGAGCGAGCAGCCAAUCAAGGGAGCCGCAUGCUACCUAUUCAGGCAGAUUUUCUUGAACUGGAGCGAUGCGCGAGGUCACCAAAUCCUGCGGAACACGCUUCCAGCUAUGAAACUUGGCUAUUCUCGACUGCUGAUCAUGGAACCGGUGCCUCCACCAGCUGCAGCUCCUAUGGCAGCCGCAAUGUUAGAUAUCCAAAUGAUCCAGAUGGGUGGCGGACUGAGAACUGAGAAGCAGUGGAGGGCUUUUCUUGGUGAUGCCGGGUUUGAGGUGCGGAAUUUUUGGCCAUCGAACUCGAAUCAGACUGUCAUUGAAGCAGUACCUAAGGCGCAGGCGUAG